CGUGGUGGUAAAACGAGCCGAAGCCAGGCAUGGGAUGGGAACAGACGAGUGUGUGUCCCAGCGCCGCUGACAUUUUACUGCUGCGGUGGAGCGGCCAGUCGGAGGGGGACCUACGGAGCUCAUGAAGCCGAGCAGACACUCAGACCGCCGGGACACGGCAGCGCUGCGGGGGGCCUCGACAUGGGAGCGGUGAAGUGAAAAGCGGCCGACAAGCGGACUGUGUGGAUGAAAAAAGCAUUAUGGCACUCCUCCUGUGGCUUGGCCUGUCAUUGCUGGUGGCUGUCCAGUCCAGCGGCGUCAAGAACUGCCACCCCGGUUGCCACUGUGAGGUGGAAAGCUUUGGCCUGUUCGACAGCUUCAGCCUGACCAGGGUGGACUGUCGAGGGCUGGGACCCAGGGCCUCCAUGCCUAUCCCCAUCCCCCUGGACACUGCCCACCUGGACCUGUCCUCCAUCGCCAUGGGCCCACUCAGUGACACCAUGCUAGCUGGUCCAGGCUACACCACCCUCGUUAGCCUGGACCUCAGUGACAACCAUAUUACAAAGGUAAGUCCCAAUGCACUGUCCAAGCUGCGUUACCUGGAGACUCUCGAUCUCAGCCACAACCACCUGGAGCGCCUCUCAUCUGGCUUUUUCUCAGGACUCCCUUUGGCAGAAGUGGACCUCAGUCACAACAGCUUCCACGAGUUCGACAUGGACUUGUUUGCCACUAAAGUGAACAGUGAACCCCUCACCGUGGAUCUGUCUUAUAACAAGUUGGUGUCAGUCUUAGCUUCUUUGCACGGAAGAAUCCUACAUAUUCAGACCUUAAAUCUGUCUGCAAACCAACUGUCGAGUGCACCGACCCUGGCAGGACUCCCACUGAGGUACCUCAAUCUGGAUGGUAACCCCAUUACACAAAUCAAGAAGGGAACUUUUGCUCAGCUGAAAGAUCUGGUUUACUUAUCCAUAAGUGGCCUCAAUGAGCUUCGGCUUAUCGAACCGUACAGCUUCAAGGGCCUCCACAGCCUGCAAGUUCUGGAUCUCUCCAACAACCCCAAACUCAAGAAUCUGAGCCUUGCAGUGUUCAGUGGACUAGACUCCCUGCAGGAGCUGAACUUAUCUGGUUCUGGUGUGGAGUCCUUGCCGACCAAGAUCCUAACCCACCUGCCCAGCAUUAAGAGUAUCACACUCGGACGAAAUAUCCAGUGCUGGAGGACCCAGAAACAGGGGCAGUUCCACCGGCAGAUGGGGCAGGUCUACCAUAAUGAGGUGCUGACCUGUAAUGUGGAGGGCAUUUUGUUGUGACACUGUGCCUGUGGAAGUAGACCACGCCCUACAAUCCUGAUACCAGAGCUGUGCCUUAUCUGCUUUGAUAUGCAUAACACUUUUUUUGUGUUCCUUUCACUAAGUUACAUCUGCUCCAUGAUAACACUUUGGAACAUGUCUUAAAGGUUUAACGUAGCCUUCGCAAACUUUUAACGCAACAUCAUACAUGCUGUACUUUUUAACAAAAAUGUGCAGCAUUUUGCAUAGCACAGAACAAUUACUCUCCCAUUUUAACAAACAGCAUAGACUAAACUGGUAGAGAACCUUUCAUGAAUCCGUCAUUUUGGGUUCACGUACUUCAAAGUGGGACCAUAUUAAGAGUUAUUUGCACUUACUCCAGUUGCAGGAUAUUUUUGAAUAAUGCACACGACUAUAGGCUAAAUGUCAUCCGGUGUAAUACAAAGCCUAUGCAUUGCUCAUAAUAUCCGCACUGAGGGAUAUUGUACAACUGUUGACCACUAAUGUUUUUCAUUUUGACUUUGAAUGUGAUGCUGAAUGGAAACGGUGAACGGAAGUGUUUUUGGAGAGUCCUUUGAGGAGACUGAUACCACUCUUAUGUCUGUAAGUUCACUAUGAAGGUACAGCCAGGAGCUGAUUAGCUUAGCUUAGCACAAAGACUGGAAGCAGGGGGAGAAGUUGGCCGUGUUCGAAGAAAGCUGACGAGUUAAGACUGAAGCCCUAAUGAUAUAUCGGUUGUUCGAUAAGAGCUGAUAGGAAAACUUUGUUUUCUUUGCAGAGGGUGAUGCAGAAAAACAUGCUUGGGUAAUUUAGAAUUGGCGUUGGCACAUAGUUUGUCCAACAGAGUGGCUCCGGUGCCAUUAUUUCCAACGCUCUCAGUAUUGUCUGCAGCACAUGUAGCAGAGUUUGUGCCAUAGCUGAGCAGACUGUGAUGGAGAAUCAACCCAGAAAAUCACUAAAUCCCAUCAUUUUCUUUAAUCAAUAUGUAAGCAUUGCCCAAUGUAUUAAUAUCAACCUGAAGUGUUUUUUAUUGGUCGGGCUGUUUGAAAUGUGGGUUUGUUUAGUGUCAAAAUUUUCAUUGUGCACUUGUUGCCAAGAUAAGAUACAUUAAAUUAACAAGCUAACUAGGUGGAUUUUGUUGCCUUAAAACAAAAUCAGGCUACCUGUAGUCAGACUCACUGGAUGUAGAUUCACUGUAGGAACGAACAGCAACCUUCAAGAAGCAAACCACCACACUGAAAAUGUCAAGUUUUGAUGAGUAUUUGGAUCAUGCAGUAAGACACCUCUGCUUUUUUUCAGUGAAUUAUCCAUUUUAAUGGCGGUGCGCGCCUCCUUUAGUGCAAUUGUUCCACCAAAUCGAUUCCCACAUCACUGUUCUGAGAGGUCUCUGCUGCUGCAUUCUUUGCUUUGUUCUGCCCAAUACGACUGUGAUUGAUUUAAAGAAACACAAACAAGCCAGAAUGAUGAAGGUGCAGUCAGACCAUUCUGCUAGACUAUCUGUAUCCUGUUGUUUCCAGUCUUAAUGCUGAACUAAGGUUGCUGGCUAAUGCAAGUAUUUCCCAAAAAACUCAAAUUGUACAAUCCAAGGACCAGAUUUUUUAUAUUUAGCAGAGUCUGGAUGGGAAACUUACAGCUAAGUCUUGUUAGAUAAAAAGAGGAUACAUUUUUCUUCUCCUUACACUCAAAAAGUGACCAUUUAAUUACUUGAAUUUUUGUCUCUGUGAGCCCAAACCAAACAUCUUGUCCACGGUGUUUGGACAGUUUCUCCUUACGACAGUACAGGUUCAGUGUAAAGCCUUUGCGAAUUAUUGAUUAUUGUUGAUUGAUUAUGGGACAACUUGUCACAUAUUUGGUUAUGAAGUGAUGCUGGUAUGUGUUGAUGUUUAAACACCGAGCUGCACUGUGUGGUCCUGUGUAACCUUACCUUGGCAUUCCUGUGGUAUUUAGAGGAUGAUUAGCCUCAGGACUGCAUAUCUGGGCAUAUGACUGUCAGCAAUGUGGAAAGGCCUGGAGACUUGAUUUUCAUUUAAUGGAAUUCCAUCCUUUCAGUAUGUUGAUUGAAGAUCAAAUUGAGCCCAGUCUUAGUUUAGAAGUUUAUAUUUGUAUGUAUGUAAUUAUAUUGUAUAUAACUUUAUAUAAAAAAUAUAUAUAAAUAUAUGAAUCAUAUGUGUAAUAAAUUGACUUAUUCUCUCA
Molecule: messenger RNA, 3458 nt
Organism: Amphiprion ocellaris (clown anemonefish)
Lineage: Eukaryota; Metazoa; Chordata; Actinopteri; Pomacentridae
Gene: tsku
Product: tsukushi small leucine rich proteoglycan homolog (Xenopus laevis)
Exons: 3
Coding region: 240-1286 (348 amino acids)
Molecular function (GO): protein binding
Source: RefSeq, a predicted model, not a curated record